Molecule: messenger RNA, 1632 nt
Organism: Nannizzia gypsea CBS 118893
Lineage: Eukaryota; Fungi; Ascomycota; Eurotiomycetes; Onygenales; Arthrodermataceae
Product: carboxypeptidase Y
Exons: 2
Coding region: 1-1632 (543 amino acids)
Biological process (GO): proteolysis
Cellular component (GO): fungal-type vacuole
Molecular function (GO): serine-type carboxypeptidase activity
Source: RefSeq, a predicted model, not a curated record
AUGAAGCUUCUUACCACUGGGCUUUUGGCCAGUGCUGCCCUCGUGGCUGCCCAGGAGCAACAGGUCCUCCGGGCAGACGAGGUCUUCGGCAAGGCACCACUGCCGGACGCAUCCAUCUUCGACGAGACCAUCAAGCAGUUCCAGUCCAGCAUCGAGGAUGGCAUCUCCCACUUCUGGUCCGAGAUGAAGACCAACUUCAAGGACUACCUGCCCAUGAUCUCUCUCCCCAAGAAGCACAACCGCCGGCCUGACUCGGAAUGGGACCAUGUCGUCCGCGGAGCCGACGUCGAGAGCGUCUGGGUCCAGGGUGCCGAUGGCGAGAAGCGUCGGGAAAUUGACGGCAAGCUCAAGAACUACGACCUCAGAGUCAAGUCUGUCGACCCUUCUCAGCUCGGUAUCGACCCUGGUGUCAAGCAGUACAGCGGCUACCUCGAUGACAACGAUGCUGAUAAGCAUCUGUUCUACUGGUUCUUUGAGUCUCGAAACGACCCCAAGAACGACCCAGUCGUCCUCUGGCUGAACGGCGGCCCUGGCUGCUCUUCCCUGACUGGUUUGUUCCUCGAGCUUGGCCCUGCUACCAUCGACAAGAACCUCAAGGUUGUCCACAACCCUUACUCUUGGAACUCGAAUGCCUCCGUCAUCUUCCUCGACCAGCCAGUCAACGUUGGCUUCUCUUACAGUGGCUCUUCCGUUUCCGACACCGUUGCUGCCGGAAAGGACGUCUAUGCCCUCUUGACUCUGUUCUUCAAGCAGUUCCCUGAAUAUGCCACCCAGGACUUCCACAUCUCCGGUGAAUCCUAUGCUGGACACUACAUCCCAGUCUUUGCUGCCGAGAUUCUGUCCCACAAGAACACCAACAUCAACCUCAAGUCCGCCCUCAUCGGCAACGGACUAACUGACCCCUUGACCCAGUACCCUCAUUACCGACCUAUGGCCUGCGGUGAUGGUGGUUACCCUGCCGUCUUGGACCAGGGUACUUGCCGUUCCAUGGACAACUCACUCGAGCGUUGUCUUUCCCUGAUCGAGACCUGCUACAGCUCCGAGUCCGCUUGGGUCUGUGUUCCCGCUGCCAUGUACUGCAACAGCGCCAUCCUCGCUCCUUACCAGCAGACCGGCAUGAACCCCUAUGACGUCCGCUCCAAGUGUGAGGAUAUGGGUUCUCUCUGCUACCCCCAGCUAAACGCCAUCACUGAAUGGCUCAACCAAAAGUCUGUCAUGAAGGCCCUCGGCGUUGAAGUUGAGUCUUACGAGAGCUGCAACUCUGGCAUUAACCGUGACUUCCUCUUCCACGGUGACUGGAUGAAGCCAUUCCACCGCCUCGUCCCCAGCGUGCUCGAGAAGAUUCCCGUCCUCAUCUACGCCGGUGAUGCUGACUUCAUCUGCAACUGGCUCGGUAACCAGGCCUGGACCGAGGCUCUUGAAUGGCCCGGCCACAAGAAGUUUACCGAAGCUAAGCUCCAGGACCUCAAGAUCGUCGAUAACAAGAACAAGGGCAAGAAGAUCGGCCAGGUCAAGUCCAGCGGCAACUUCACCUUCAUGCGUAUCUUUGGUGCUGGCCACAUGGUCCCACUCAACCAGCCAGAGGCCAGUUUGGAAUUCUUCAACCGCUGGCUUAGAGGUGAAUGGCAUUAG